Molecule: messenger RNA, 597 nt
Organism: Chrysochloris asiatica (Cape golden mole)
Lineage: Eukaryota; Metazoa; Chordata; Mammalia; Afrosoricida; Chrysochloridae
Product: chromosome unknown open reading frame, human C12orf74
Exons: 3
Source: RefSeq, a predicted model, not a curated record
AUGGACCCCCUCAGCAGCCCAGAUUUGCAGCCCAAAAGCAGUGGGACAUGUCCUCAGAGACACUAUGAGAACCGCGGGAAUCUUCUCCUAUUUGAUCGGCAAGCCCCAGGCCGCAUUUCUACUUCUCCCACUUUGAGGAGAUUAAGAGGCAGUGGAUGUGGGACCUUGAACUCAAUGCCACAGCAAGAUGCCUUGGAGGUGCCCACCUGGGGAAGUUGGAAGGAGCCUGCAAGUCCCACGUACAAUCUUGUCAGGAGUCCACCUGGAAGCCCAAAAGAUUCUUCCCACCACAUACUUCCCUUGAGACUCCAGGAUCCUGAAAGGGCCUUCAAUACAAUGGACUCAAUAGAGUCUUUUGAUGCUGAACCUUCUAAUAAGCAUGCUCCACCCAGUCUUCAGCCCAUCAACAAGGGGUCUCUUCAGCAAGCCUCACCUCCAUCCAAUCCCACCCCAAAACGCCCAAGUUCUCAGGGAGAAAAAUCACAUCAAUCCAGGUAUGUAUAUAUUUAUUUUCUCUAGAGCUAUGAAAUAUGUUGCCUGUUUAUUUUAAAUCUCUGUUUCUGUUCUGGUUAUACGAGCACAGGCGGAGCUCUGUAG